AUGUCUUCCACUCCUCCUCAUCACAAAACGAGCGCUACGAUUUAUAAUCCAACUGUUAUGAGAGGAAGCGAAUUUCUUCUCAUUGUCAUCAGCGGAACCCUUCUCUUGCUUGUCGUCUUGAUGAGUACCACCUUCUCUCUCAUCACGGCAACAACAACAACAACAAUUCGUUCUGGUACUAACCAUAACGGAGAGAAAGAACAACCCUCUCCACUCUUCAAUUCGCAUUCGGAACAAGUGAAUGUUGAAUUUCAAAAUUACAUGAAAGAAAGGCUUGGUGAUGAGUCUUCUUCUUCCUCCUCAUUAUCGGAUGAUCAAGAAGAUGUGGUUCAAGAGGACUCCUCCUCUUCAUCAUCCUCAUGCGGACCCGUAUGUGCCAUAUUCUGUGAGUAUGGACACGUGCUCGAUGAGAGAGGUUGUCCCACCUGUGCUUGCUUGACUCCUCCUAACACGCAACCUAGCGACUUGCAACGAUGA
Naegleria fowleri is the source of this 477-nucleotide messenger RNA. RefSeq lists its product as uncharacterized. Lineage: Eukaryota; Heterolobosea; Eutetramitea; Acrasida; Naegleriidae. Gene Ontology annotation, molecular function: serine-type endopeptidase inhibitor activity. The transcript has a single exon. Bases 1 to 477 code for a protein of 158 amino acids. The record is from RefSeq and is a predicted model, not a curated record.